GAAGUGCAAUGCACCCAAACUCAAAUCCUGCCUUUUGGGUUUGUCUCGGCCGCCCGACGUCACUUCCGCCGAAGACGUCUCCGUUUCCGUGUUUGGCCUGUGGUCGCCAUAGCAACGAACCGCCAGCCCGCCACGAGCACGCGCGUCGGCCUUGGCGUCCGACAUCAAAGUGAGUCAUAAAGUGAAUGUCGGAUGAAUAUUUUUCAUCCGAGCGCAUCCCUUUGGCUCGCUUCCACGUCGCUGACGUCACCGUCUUCAAAUUCUCGCUUUUAUGGUGACACAAAAUUGGCGCUUCGGAAGCUUUUUUCCAUCGGCGGGCUCCGACCAUGACGUCACCGGAAGUGGGCGGGGACAGAGUGUCCGAGAGCGACCGCAAACCGGCGCUGAUCGAGCUAGGUUCCGAGGGUCCACCUUUGACGGCGGGAGCCGGGAGCAGGUUCCGUGGAGACGGCGGCGUGGCUGCAGCGCUGUCUCGGUGGAGGGUCCAAUCCCGACAGGAAGUCCCGCCCCCCCGACGCCUCCCGGCCCCCAACUUUGUGACCCUGAACCAGGAAGCGGUGAAGUCGGGUCACGUGACCGCCAAACAACUGAGAGAGUACAGAGAACGGAUGGGUGCGGUCAAGCACAGCCCCGCCCCCAGAGCGCACAGAGGCGGAGCUUCUCAGCGCCCGCAAGUUCCAGACAUAACCUUCGGAGUUAAGAACAGGGCGCCGUCUCCGCUCUUCGACAUUCUGUCCCACGAGUACGCCCGCCGCUGGACGCAGGAAAACCUGAAAAGUCGCAGCGAGCACGAGCGGCGCAACGCGGUCAAGUGUUUGUCGUUUGCGCACACGCGCACUUCUUUGCUGCGCACCAACACGGCGCUCCCUCACAUAAACACGCACACGCGUGCGCGCUACGCACAGGUGGGCCCCGCUCUGGAUACCUUCAGGAAGCGUCGUACCGGUCAUCAGGUCAAGUUAACCAGUUAAAAGGGUCGACGAGAUAAGGGCUCAAUUUAACCAGUGAUGUGUGUGUGUGAAUAAGAAAAUAAAAGUUUGUGAAAAGCUUCCCCCGGCGUCAGUCCCGGGCCGACUCAUUGACAAAUGUCAUUCGCCUCGCCAAUUAAUAGCGAGCGACGUCAUGCGCGCCCAUAUUUGACGAUAAUGUUUGCCUGCAAUCCAUCGGCUUCAUCGUAAUCGCUGGCGCCGCUCAAUCGCGUUAACGUCA
This is a messenger RNA of Syngnathoides biaculeatus (alligator pipefish), 1209 nucleotides long. It is a transcript of the gene cfap77, whose product is annotated as cilia and flagella associated protein 77. The transcript is spliced from 6 exons. The record is from RefSeq and is a predicted model, not a curated record. The coding region runs from base 327 to 971 and encodes 214 amino acids. NCBI's taxonomy places the organism in Eukaryota, Metazoa, Chordata, Actinopteri, Syngnathiformes, Syngnathidae.